AUGACAGAAAGUGACAGUUAUGAUGUGAUAGUUGUUGGUGCCGGAGUGGUGGGUCCUACAGUUGCCACAGCCCUAGCAAGACAAGGUCGGAAGGUGAUGAUUGUGGAAAGAGACUGGUCUAUGCCUGACAGAAUUGUUGGUGAGUUAAUGCAACCUGGAGGAUUGAAGGCACUCAGAGAAUUGGGGAUGAUCCAAGCUAUUAACAAUAUCGAGGCCAUCCAUGUUUCUGGUUAUUAUAUCCUGUUUGGUGGUUCUGAGUUAAAUAUUGAUUAUCCUGAGAAAACCGAUGCAAACAGGACUAAUCAGACUAUUCCUGUUCCAGAUUGUGUCAAAGAUGAUAAUGAUAAAGUACUCACGGAUUCUACGAUUAAAUCCGAAGAAUGGGAUAAUGACCCAAGAGUGAGAGGUGUUGCAUUCAGACAUGGAGAAUUUCUCAUGAAUUUGAGAAAGAUCACCAAAAGCGAACCUAAUGUUACUGCUGUUGAAGGUAACGUUACCCAAAUGAUUAAGUCCCCAGAUGAUCCUAAUAGAGUUAUUGGUGUUAGAGUGAAGAAGAAUAAAGAUGUAUAUGAAGAGUAUUAUGCUAAAGUGACAAUUGCUUGUGAUGGAAUUUAUUCGAAGUUUAGAAAGGAACUUGGUGAAGAUUAUGCCCCUACUGUUGAAUCGCAUUUCGUUGGGUUAAGUUUAAUGAACUGUGACCUUCCUUCAAAAUACAGAGGUCAUGUCGUAUUGGGAACAGAGCAUUUUCCCGUAAUAAUUUACCAAAUUUCUCCAGAAGAAACCAGAAUAUUAUGUGCUUAUAAGUCCACUAAAACUCCACCUCAAGCAGAAUUAUACCAAUACUUACAAUCAAAAGUUUUACCUGGGUUACCCAAACCCAUUAGACCCUCAUUUAGUGCGGCAUUAGAAACCCGUAAAUUCAGAGUCAUGCCUAACCAAUAUUUGCCUGCUAGAAAGCAAGGUCGGGAUUUGAAAGGAUACAUUUUAAUUGGUGAUUCUCUCAAUAUGAGACAUCCCUUAACAGGAGGCGGUAUGACUGUUGGAUUAAAUGAUGCGGUUUUACUUACAAAAUUACUCCACCCAGAAAAUAUCGAAGAUUUAUCUAACCAAGCUUUGUUGGAGAAGCGGUUGCUGCAAUUUCAUACCAAAAGAAAGAAUUUGGAUGGUGUAAUCAAUACAUUAUCCAUUGCUUUAUAUUCACUUUUCGCAGCCGAUUCCAGACCAUUAAAAAUCUUACAAAAAGGAUGCUAUCAAUACUUUUUACGUGGAGGUUCAUGCGUUUCUGGUCCCAUUGGAUUAUUAAGUGGGAUGCUACCAUUCCCAAUGAUUUUAUUCAAUCAUUUCUUCAGCGUGGCAUUCUUUGCUAUCUAUUGUAAUAUAGUGGCACGUGGACUUCUUGGGUUUCCAAUGGCUAUUUACGAAGCUUUUGAAACAUUAUACACAGCCGUGGUUAUCUUCACCCCUUACAUUAUUCGGGAACUUAUGUAA
Molecule: messenger RNA, 1488 nt
Organism: Lizanozyma spartinae
Lineage: Eukaryota; Fungi; Ascomycota; Pichiomycetes; Serinales; Debaryomycetaceae
Gene: ERG1
Product: squalene monooxygenase
Exons: 1
Coding region: 1-1488 (495 amino acids)
Biological process (GO): ergosterol biosynthetic process
Cellular component (GO): membrane; endoplasmic reticulum
Molecular function (GO): squalene monooxygenase activity; FAD binding
Source: RefSeq, a predicted model, not a curated record